CGGACGGACCGACCGACCGACCGACCGACCGACAGAAAGACACAGACACAUAUUCUUCUAAUCUGUUAAAUGUACAUGUUUUUAAUUGUCUCUCCUCUCUAUUGUUUAAGUGUUGAAAAAACCCAAUACUAUUCCUGCCAGGAUGUUUACAACGGAAAAUGAAGAGGUAGCUAACCAUGGCAGGCUGAAGGGGAUCAUCAUGUGUCGGUCCAAAUGCACCCUCAUCUUCCUCAUCCUCGCACUCUCUGGUCUCAUCUUCCUGCUGCGCAACAUUUUCACUCUGGAGCACCAGAACUGCAGUAACACAGCCUUUUGCCAGAAGCGACCCCUCCCUUCAUACCAAACCCACACCUUCUACAGCCACCUGGGCCUGAAGCCCACCCCCGAUGAAGCCCUGGAGGAUCGCUACCUCCUCAAAGCCAUCGCCUGGCCCAAGCUCCCCGCCCGCCCCGCCCCCGUGCCUCUCCACCAGACCAGCGACCCUGUGCACAGCCUGCUCACCAUCCUGCCCUCGAAGGGCCAGAAGGAGUGGCAUGUUGGGGACCAGCUGGAGGCCCUGGUCCAGAUGCACGACUUCCAGGGCAGUCCCAAGCGCCACGGCGGGGACUUCCUGGUGGCCCGGCUCCACUCCCUGGAGCUGCAGGCUGGGGUGGCGGGUAAGGUAGUGGAUCACCUCAACGGCUCCUACUCGGCACUGUUCCCCCUGCUGUGGGGGGGCUCGGCCCAGGUGCAGAUCACCAUGGUGCACUCCAGCGAGGCUGUGGCCGUGCUGCAGCGGCUCCGCGAGGAGCGGCCCAACCGGGUCUUCUUCAAGAGUCUGUUCCGCUCGGGCGAGCUGUCCGAGACCACCACGUGCAUCCCGUGCCUGCCACUCAACUACCCGCAGCAGCCCCUGUGCAACUACACCAACCUCCACACAGGGGAGCCCUGGUACUGCUUGAAGCCUAAGCUGCUGAGCUGUGACACCAGGGUCAACCACGCCAUGGGGGGCUACGAGAAGCCCCUCUACACCAACCAAGAAGCGCUGCUAUUUCAGAGCCGUCUAAACAUCAAAGUUGUCAUCCAUGCGUCAGGACCUGAUCGUAUCAACGUGCUUCCUCAGAAGAUAGAUGAAACAGAGUUAGAAAGCAGCACCAUCAAAGCAGAGCCGGACAAGUACACCCCUUCUGGCUAUUACUACCAAGGCACUUGGAGGCCCCUCUGUGGAACUUCUGUUCGCCAGUUUAACAACGCUUCGUCCAUCACGCAGUGCCUUACUGGCAAGGUGAUCCAUAUGUACGGAGACUCCACGAUGAGGCAGUGGUUUGAGUACCUCAGCGCAUUCAUACCCGAUUUCAACCUGCACCGUUCAAAGAAAGUUGGCCCCUUGAUGGCGGUAGACUUUAAAAACAACAUCCUGAUGAACUACCGCUGUCACGGUCCACCCAUCAGAAUCCUCCCUGUCAGCACGAGCGAGCUACGCUACGUCGCCAAUGAGCUGGACGGCCUGGCCGGAGGCCCCGACACCGUGGUGGUCUUCAGCAUCUGGGCCCACUUCACAUCCUUCCCUAUUGAGGUCUACACACACCGCAUGCGGCACAUCCGCCAGGCGCUAGUACGGCUCCUGGACCGGGGCCCCGGAACCCUCGUGAUAAUCCGCUCCGCUAACUUUGUGGCCAUGGACCAGACGACGAGCAAGCACAGCAGCGACUGGUUCUCGCUGCAGAUCGACAAGGUUCUCAGGGCCAUGUUCAAGGGCCUGGGUGUUGUGUUUGUGGAUGCCUGGGAGAUGACCUUAGCCCAUCAUAGCCCCCACAACAUUCACCCGCCCCCGCCCAUCAUCAAGAACAUGGUGGAUCUCAUCCUGUCUCAUGUGUGCCCUGACAAGAAGAAGAGCUAAUGGAAAACAAAGAAGGGGGGGGGGAGUAGUUGAUUCAGAUUCAUGUGAUUGAGGAGCAGGUAGGCGUUAAGCACCUUGCUAAAGGAUGCCUACAGGUAGUCUCAGGACUUUGGAGAUCGAACCCAGUAUCUAUCGACACCCUAGCCACUACGGUUUGGCCCCCCAGUUGACAAACCGAAGGAGCUUGAUUUGGUAUAUUUUUGUAACCUCAGGUUGUUUGUUCACAAUUUAAAUUGUAAGAUCUUCCCUUCAGUUAAAUUGUCUGACUAUAUUUGAAAUUCAAUUUCUAAUCCUGAAGAUGUAUGUUGCCCAAAGCAACCAUGUUAAUGAGAAGUAAAAUGUAUCAGUGAUCAGUGAUGACUGAUCACGCUUACGCGUUUUCCUGACAGCGACUGUUCAUGUGCACUGCGUUCGGAAUCUAAAAGUUUUUCACAGCAGGAUUUCUUUAUUCGAUAAAAACAAGUCGGAACUAAACAGAACUUAGUAGGAUCAGUUUCAAGUUCGAACGCCUUUAUUUCCUUGUAGCCUAUCACCUACUAACCUUUUGCUUUUGUUUAUGAGAAUAACAUUGUAUUGCCACUGUAUGGAAGGCUUAUCUAGAGCUGGUUUACCAGUACACGUUUAAAACGUUUAAAACUGAGCAAAGUCGAUGCCAACAGACGGUAACAACGUCAAUCAAUGGUAAAGUAUGUGAUAUGAUGGUUGAUUCUUUUAUAUUGAGUAAAUCUUUCAUGUUCAGCUAUGUUCAUGUGCGUCACUAGUAAACCAAACGUCGCCAACUGGGCAACUCUAUUAUCAAAAUCUGGCCCCAAUUCCGAACGGAAGUAGAAUCAUAAGAGCGUCAUGAGGUGUCGUUCACGAGAACUUUGCGGCGUCACGAAAAUCGCGACUGAUACUAUAUCUUUUUUUUUUAUGAUAAAUAUACUGUUUCUGUCUGCUGAUCCGUCUGGCCUCGAGCCUGUUAACAGCCUCUUCCAACUUGUAACAAAUGAUAGGAGCAGUCAGAACUAGGGGAGAAGUUAGGGGGAGUUUCAGUUCACAGCGAAAAAGGGACACCACAUUCUUCUGAAUUGAAUAAACAAUGGCAAGGUAUGCAAUCUUUUACAUAUUCACACACAUCUGCACGUAAGGUUUUUGAGUAUCAUCUAUAUUUACUCUCCCUGCAACCGGAAUGGAAGGAGUGAAGAGAGCAAUAGCGUCACUUUGUUUGUGAGUCUGAUCUGCUUCAGUUUGUAGACGAUGUAAGGCUGCACCCAUGUUCAAACCUCCAUUACCAACACAUCCGAGGCCCAACUGAAAGUCAUUGUGAAAAGAAAAAAUAUAUCAUGAUAUGACCAUAACAUUUAUUUAAUUAUUUUAAAGGCAGACCAAAAUACUGAUAAUACAGCAACGGCACACAGCUCAGUACCACUGGGAAGUUUUGGGAUAUUCCUUCUAAUUAGCUUUGUGUUUUGCAAUACAGUGCACAUCUUAAUGAAUCUUCCAGGAAGGAUUCAAUAGAUUCCUCCGAUAACUUGUUCACCUGUGACAAUCCUGGGGCUGACAGACAAACCUGUUUUCUUAUACUAAUAUGAACUGUAUGUCUAUAAUGUUUCCUUUCUUAUUUUGUAAAUUGCUAUGUGUAUAAAAAUAAAUAAAUAUAUAUUAUAUA
Messenger RNA from Gadus macrocephalus (Pacific cod), 3530 nucleotides. RefSeq names its product NXPE family member 3-like. Bases 143 to 1879 code for a protein of 578 amino acids. The transcript has 5 exons. The record is from RefSeq and is a predicted model, not a curated record. Lineage: Eukaryota; Metazoa; Chordata; Actinopteri; Gadiformes; Gadidae.